AUGACUAUCCCUGUAGCUGCAAAGUUGGAUAUCUGGGAUGCAAUCAAUUCCAUAUAUAUGAUAUUUUGCACUGCAUUAUUACCACUUAUUGUAAUAGGGAUUGCUCUUUUCUAUUCUGGUCUUACUCAGAGGAGGUCAUCUCUCACUAUGUUAGUACUUCCCAUUCUACUUAGCUCAUUGGUAAUAAUAGAUUGGUUUAUAUGGGGUUACUCUUUAUGUUAUGCAACCUCAUCAAAUAGAUUCAUCGGAAACUUGAACUUUGCAGUUUUGAGAAAUAUGAGAGAUGAAAACUCACUUAUCUAUUCAACACCGAGAGGGGAUAUAUUAUCGCUAAAUCAUUUUCUAUUCAAUGGCCUUUUCAAAAUAAUAUGUGUUGCAUUGACGUUUCCCGGCUGCAUUGCUGAAAGAGGACGCAUUCUACCGAUGCUAGUAUUCUUAUUCUGCUGGUCUUGUAUUAUCUACAACCCAGUGACAUAUUGGUUUUGGAAUAAAAACGGCUGGCUCUCAGUCCAAUUGAAUUUUUUGCCUGUAUUGGACUUUGCGGGAGGCAAUUGUAUUCAUAUUGUGAGUGGUUUUACUACCUUAGCAUACUCCUACAUUUUAGGAUCUAGGAAUCCAAAAAUUCUUGAGGAUUAUAGAAAUUCCAAUACUGCGUAUAUGGUUUUAGGAACCUUUUUGAUGACGAUCGGCUGGUGUGGAUUUAUUGGCGGUUGUGACUAUAAGUUCUCUACGUCGUCGGUUAUUAUAUAUAUCAACACAAUUAUUUGUGCUUCUGUCAGCGGCAUAAUAUGGACUUUUAUGGAUUAUUAUUAUUCUACGAUACCGUUAGAUGGUUCUAUAGACAGUGACUAUCUUGCUGAAGUAAACACAUCUUCAAUGAACUCAAAUAUCUCAAUUCACGAGGAAGUAAAUAUGACGCAUCAAAAAGAACCAGAAAAGCGCUAUUCGAAGAGAAAGAUGUCCACCAUAUCUUUUUGCUCUGGUGCAAUGACGGGUUUAGUUGUCAUAACGCCUGCAGGUGGAUAUAUUGCUAGUUCGACAGAGCUAUGGAAAUGUUUUGUUUUUGGAACAAUAGGUGCAAUAAUAUGUAAUCUUUCCACUCGAUUGAAGUAUUUUUUUCACAUUGAUGACGCUUUGGAUAUUUUUGCAAUUCAUGGAGUUGCUGGGAUAGUAGGUUCAAUAUUGACCGGAAUUUUUGCUAACAAGUUAUACGACUCGCAAGGAGGGUGGGUAAAGGGCCAUUGGGUUCAGAUAGGGUAUCAAAUACUAGGCUCUGUGGUGACUUCUGCCUAUGUAUUCAUUUUAAGUUGCGUUCUACUAUACAUAAUUGACUUUAUUCCCGGAUUAUACCUUCGAAUAGACAAAAAUUUCAAUCAACGAAAGAGAGAUGAGUUGAAAAGAUUGAAAGACCAUCAAGAUUCCAGCGAUAUAGAAAAUCAAGAGCACGUUACUGCUAUGGAUCCUGAUGAGCCUGGUGAUUGGGAGAACGCUGAGCUUUUAGGUUCAGAUAAUUAUGAGUUUAAUGGUGAAUACUCAAUGGACUUCAUGGAGUUCAUCAAGAUCUUACGACCGAAAGAUUACGAUAUCGAUUGGGAGAAUACUUCUAGGAACGCUCGAAGCUUUUAUGGAGGUAGCAUCUCAUCAAGGUAUCAGAAUGCGGGCAAGCCGUAUAAACGCGAAUGA
Messenger RNA from Priceomyces carsonii, 1683 nucleotides. RefSeq lists its product as uncharacterized. The transcript has a single exon. Gene Ontology annotation, cellular component: plasma membrane. Bases 1 to 1683 code for a protein of 560 amino acids. NCBI's taxonomy places the organism in Eukaryota, Fungi, Ascomycota, Pichiomycetes, Serinales, Debaryomycetaceae. The record is from RefSeq and is a predicted model, not a curated record. Gene Ontology annotation, molecular function: ammonium channel activity. Gene Ontology annotation, biological process: ammonium transmembrane transport.